This is a messenger RNA of Bemisia tabaci, 3846 nucleotides long. RefSeq names its product protein transport protein Sec23A. Lineage: Eukaryota; Metazoa; Arthropoda; Insecta; Hemiptera; Aleyrodidae. Gene Ontology annotation, biological process: COPII-coated vesicle cargo loading; intracellular protein transport; COPII-coated vesicle budding. Gene Ontology annotation, cellular component: COPII vesicle coat; endoplasmic reticulum exit site. The record is from RefSeq and is a predicted model, not a curated record. Gene Ontology annotation, molecular function: zinc ion binding; GTPase activator activity.
UUAUUUGUUAUCUCUCAGUUAUCUUCAUUGAUGUAACUGUCUUUUAUUUUGCUCCAAAAAAUUGAUAUUUAUCUUACUAUGAGUAUGAAACGUCAGUUGUAAGUGUGCUGAAGCUUUUCUUUUUGAAGUAAAAUCAAUCUGAACAAUGGCUGCAACCUACGAAGAAUUCAUCCAGCAGAACGAAGAGAACGAUGGAGUUAGAUUUACCUGGAACGUUUGGCCUUCAAGUAAAUUAGAAGCCACUAGACUUGUGGUGCCAGUUGGAUGUUUAUAUCAGCCAUUAAAAGAAAGACCAGACUUGCCGCCAAUCCAUUAUGACCCAGUCUUGUGCACUCGCAAUACUUGUCGAGCAAUUCUAAAUCCCAUGUGCCAAGUUGACUUUCGAGCCAAGCUAUGGGUUUGCAAUUUCUGUUUCCAACGAAACCCCUUUCCUCCUCAAUAUGCGGCUAUUUCAGAGCAUCAUCAACCAGCAGAGCUUGUUCCGACAUUUUCGACCAUCGAAUACACCAUUACUCGAGCUCAGUGUAUGGAGCCCAUAUUUCUACUGGUUGUGGAUACUUGUCUUGAUGAUGAGGAAUUAGGAGCCUUGAAAGAUGCCUUACAGAUGUCCCUGAGUCUUUUACCUCCAAAUGCUCUCAUCGGAAUCAUUACAUUUGGAAGGAUGGUCCAAGUGCAUGAAUUAGAUUGCGAAAAAUGUUCCAAGAGUUAUGUUUUUCGUGGAACGAAAGAUUUGACGGCCAAGCAGUUACAAGAUAUGUUGGGAAUAGGGAGACAUUCUGCUGCAGCAACGUUGCCUCAACAAGGCCGACCUAGUCAGCAAACUCCUCGGCCACAUAAUAGAUUCCUACAGCCAGUACAUGAAUGUGAUAUCAAUUUAACGGACCUCCUUGGAGAACUACAACGAGAUCCGUGGCCAGUUCCUCAAGGAAAACGAUCAUUGCGCUCCACUGGUGUAGCUCUAUCAAUAGCUGUCAGUUUAUUAGAGUGCAUGUACCCGAACACAGGAGCCCGCAUUAUGCUGUUUGUUGGUGGUCCGUGUUCACAAGGUCCCGGUCAAGUGGUCAAUGAUGAUUUGAGAGAACCAAUACGCUCUCAUCAUGACAUACACAAAGACAAUGCUCGAUAUAUGAAAAAGGCCAUCAAGCAUUAUGAAGGACUAGCAAUGCGUGCUGCAGGCAAUGGACACUGCGUUGAUAUUUAUUCUUGCGCUCUUGAUCAGACCGGUUUACUUGAGAUGAAAAGUUGUUGCAAUGCCACUGGAGGGCACAUGGUCAUGGGAGACUCGUUUAAUUCAUCACUAUUCAAACAGACCUUUCAAAGAGUUCUUGCUAAGGACAACAAGGGAGACUACAAAAUGGCUUUCAAUGGAACCCUGGAAGUCAAACUCUCUCGAGAACUGAAAGCCAUGGGAGCAAUUGGACCUUGCGUCUCCCUUAAUAUAAAGAAUGCAAAUGUGUCGGAGAACGAAAUAGGAUUAGGCGGAACAUCUCAGUGGAAAGUUUGCUCUUUCAACCCGAAUACAACACUGGCUUUCUAUUUUGAAGUUGUGAAUCAGCAUACAGCUCCGAUACCACAAGGAGGAAGAGGUUGUAUUCAGUUUAUAACUCAGUAUCAGCAUUCAAGUGGCCAAAAGAGGAUUCGUGUAACAACUCUAGCCAGAAAUUGGGUUGACUGCGCAACAAAUAUUCACCAUGUUACAGCCAGUUUUGAUCAAGAAGCAGCUGCUGUAAUCAUGGCCCGCACUGCUGUUUUCAAGAGUGAAAGCGACGAUGGUCCUGACGUCAUGCGAUGGGCAGAUAGGAUGCUAAUCAAGUUGUGUCAAAAGUUUGGAGAAUAUAACAAAGAGGAUCCUAAUAGCUUCAGACUACCAGAAAACUUCAGUCUUUUCCCGCAGUUCAUGUAUCAUUUGCGACGAUCUCAGUUUUUGCAAGUUUUUAACAACAGUCCCGAUGAAACAUCUUUCUAUCGACAUGUACUCAUGCGCGAAGAUUUAACGCAAAGUUUAAUAAUGAUUCAGCCAAUUCUGUAUAGUUACUCGUUUAAUGGUCCUCCAGAACCAGUAUUAUUGGACACCAGCAGCAUACAGCCAGAUAGAAUUCUUCUUAUGGACACCUUCUUCCAGAUUCUGAUAUUUCAUGGAGAGACCAUUGCCCAAUGGAGAGCUCUGAAGUAUCAAGAUAUGCCAGAAUAUGAAAACUUCAAACAACUUUUGCAAGCUCCUGUCGACGAUGCUCAAGAAAUUUUGCAUACCAGGUUCCCCAUGCCGAGGUACAUCAACACUGAACAAGGUGGCUCACAGGCCCGAUUUCUGCUGUCCAAAGUCAACCCAUCACAAACGCAUAACAAUAUGUACACAUAUGGUGGGGAUGGAGGUGCUCCAGUACUCACAGAUGAUGUUAGCCUCCAAGUUUUUAUGGAGCAUUUGAAGAAAUUAGCCGUAUCGCCCAACACGUAAAAUCCCUUCAUGAUCUUUAUUUUUAAGAGUGAUGGAUUGUUCAAAUGUUUUUAACUUUUCCCAUACUCUUAGGUAAAUUUGAAGUCCACAAUCUAGUAAACAAUCUGCACUUGUGAAUCAAAUCAUACUAGCUUUAGAUUAAUCAAUUUAUCUUCUUUUGAGCUUGUAUGCUUGUCAAAUCUACAUCAAUGCCUUUAUUGAAUCAAUACUUUUAAAAAGGGUGGAAGUCCAUUUUUAAAAACCAUUUUUUGUUUUUGCAUUUUCGAACUUUUUAGUCGUCUUUACCAUUUUACCCAAGAGAGUAGCGGUAGUCCGCCUCUUGGAUGAUGAGUGACAGACUCCUUGGAAUGAAAAUUUUACAUAGAAAAAGGGUCAAAAAUGCAAAAAAAUCAGUUUGAAAAAUUGGACUUUCGCCCCUUUUAUAAUUACUGAUUCUACUAUUAUUUGAUUGAAUGGCAUUUUACGCUUUAAACCGAAUCUUUUUGUAGAAUUUCUAUUAUAAGAACCCCAAAAUGCUGAAACUUUUAAAGAGUUUCAUCAGCACUGUUGAAUUUAUACAUCUUUAUGAUAUCAUCAGAUUUUAAUCAAAGCUGAGAAAAAGUAGCUAAAACCAAAUAUGUUAUUAAACUUUUAUUUAUUAAAUUCAGCCAAAGCAAAAAGGUUGUGGGUACGGCAAAUUGGGAGGUUGAUUAAUAGUUUCCAAGUUUAAGUUAAUAUUUGAUAUGACUUAGCAUUUAACACUGUGGCUAUUUUCCUUUUUACUGAGCUUCAGAAUCUUUUGUUUUUCACCGUACUGAUUUGCAUUAAGAUAUUUUCAUAAAUUAUUAAUCGAUGAUUAAUCUAAUGUCUUGUCAGAAAUCUAAAGCUGAAAAUUUAACCCAGGGAAAGUUUUCCCUUUGUCUUUCAUUGAUUAUUUUCUUUUUUUUUAUAUCUCUCUCUCUGCUCAGGGAAGUUUGGUUUAGUCAUUUCAUCCUUAGCAUUGAUGUUUUCUCAUAUCAGUAUUUUCAAGAAUUUGUAGUAUUACCGCAUAAAUUAAAAGUGAGUGAGCGAAGGCUGAAUUAUCAAGCCUGCCAGGGGCUUAAUAUGUAGUGAAAUUUAGUUAUAAUCAGUAUUAAUUUGAAGCUUUAACUUUCUUCUCACCUCUUGAACUGCUUUAUCAUUUUACAGUAUGAUUAUUCUUUCUACUCAUAAUGUUUUUCCCAUGAAGCAACUGUUUUGCUUCACAAAAGUUCUAUUUUAAAUGAACGCUGUAAGUUUAGCCCGAAUUAUUGAAGUCCAGUCCACCAGUAUUUUAUUUUUAGUGAAUAUUCUUUUUAGAAAAAGUGUUGAAUAAAAUGUCUUGUUGUUUCAGUCAUGCAUAAUAAAUGCUUAUUUAUUUGAUGAUUAAAUUA